AUGAGACAUGCUACCUCUGAGCGCGAUAAUGCCGAGGAAAAGCUCGAGAACAUUGUCAAGGCCAAAAGUGACCGCCAAAAAGCGAUCAAGUACGAAGAGCUAGAGACAGUGCGCAAAGGACACCGAGAUAUGAUUUCUGUCCUUGAUCGAGAUAAAUCAGAGGUUGAGGCCCGUCUUUUAGAGCUCAACGACAAGAUCCGUCCGCUUGAAAGAGAGGAAGCAAAGCGGUCUGAGGCCCUCGACGUUGUGAGACGAGAACAGAAGGAGAACGACAAGGCUAUGGCAAAGGUCGAGGAUAAGGCGGCUAUCAUUGGCGGGCUCAAGGACCUGUUGUAUCUGGGAGUCGAUGGGAUUGCAGAGUGGAGCGCUGAGCGGUGA
Molecule: messenger RNA, 378 nt
Organism: Fusarium mangiferae
Lineage: Eukaryota; Fungi; Ascomycota; Sordariomycetes; Hypocreales; Nectriaceae
Exons: 1
Coding region: 1-378 (125 amino acids)
Source: RefSeq, a predicted model, not a curated record